Messenger RNA from Labrus bergylta (ballan wrasse), 599 nucleotides. The record is from RefSeq and is a predicted model, not a curated record. Lineage: Eukaryota; Metazoa; Chordata; Actinopteri; Labriformes; Labridae.
UGUUUAAGCCAAAGACACGAUGACAAGUCUCAAGCUAAUCGUCUCGCUGUUUCUUCUAACUAUCAUGCUGUCCACAGCCUCAGGUCAAGGGGGAAUAAGCAGUUGUUGUCGAAUAGUUACAUCCACUCAAGUCCAUCGAGAUCGACUGAAAAGCUACUACAAACAGUUUAAGACAUCGUGCCCUAUUCAUGCAGUGGUAUUUACCACUGUGUUCGGGAAGAGAAUCUGCUCUAGCCCCAGCAGAGUGUGGACAAAGACCAGCAUGGCCUACCUGGACGGAAAGAACUGGCAGCACCAACAAACUGUUAGACACUGACACAACAUCCUUCCUUACUCAGAAAGACUGCACAAUUGAAUUAAACCUAAAAGCCACUUUAAAACUAAAAGCAUGUGUGCUGUUUGAUUUCAACAGACUUUGAAUGUUUUCCUUUUUCCAAAAAUGUCUUACCUCAUUCUAUUCAAGAUACAUAUUGUUUUUACAUUUUUAAUAUCGAUCAUAUUGUAUAUAUUUAAUGUCAGUAUUUAAAAAAAAACUUUUCUUUCAUUGUAUAAUGACGGUCAGUGUUGUUUAGCCUUCUAAUAAAAUGGUCAUAAUGUAA